This is a messenger RNA of Belonocnema kinseyi, 661 nucleotides long. RefSeq lists its product as uncharacterized. The coding region runs from base 47 to 661 and encodes 204 amino acids. NCBI's taxonomy places the organism in Eukaryota, Metazoa, Arthropoda, Insecta, Hymenoptera, Cynipidae. The record is from RefSeq and is a predicted model, not a curated record. The transcript has 3 exons.
CAGAGCUUACAAGCAAUUAAUUUUGAAGUGUUGUAUAAUAAUAGAUAUGCUUUUUUCAAUUCUUGUCUUUCUCUGCUACUUUAUUUAUAUUAGCCAAAGUGUGUUAGGACCAAUUACAUAUAAUCUUGCUGUGGAUUUUAAUGAACGCAGAGACGUGACGAAAGAUGUAAUAAAUUGUCAAAUGAUAGAACAAGGUUUUGAUAACUUGGGAUCUUUGGAUGAAAACUGCAUAAUUGAGGAUCUAAGAGACAAAACAGAUGUCGUGGUUAUCCUGCUUGAUGAAGUGGAAUUAAUUGACCCGACUUCACAACCAAGCAAUGACGAUGAUUUCGAAUCUUUCGACCCCAAUUACAUGCCUUCUACUGAAGAUGAAACAGUUACGGAAGGUACCAGAAACAAUUCUUUAUCUAAUUUUGUAAAUGUUUCGGGACUUGUACUCGCUCAAGGACAAUCGGCCCCGAGACCUUCAACGAUGAGAGUGACCGACCCAAAAAAAGUUGCCAAAAAGAAUGCGUGCAAAUUUUGCCACAAAAAAUACCAUAAACUAAAAAGGCACCUUGUUACUGUCCAUCGAAAGGAAGAGGAAGUGAUGCAUGCACUUUCGCUUCCAAUGGCUGCAAGUCACGUUAUUUUUGAAAGCCUACAAAAUCAAGGUCGCUGA